CCCCCCCCACACAAGCAGCCGCAUCUGGUGCAAGGGGACGGGAGGGAAGAACCGGCUCUCCCUGGCAAGGGGAGGAAACGCUCCUGUAAACACUUUCUGGAAGCCACAUCUGCUCAGUGUAUGGAGGGACCCUGCUAUGCAACAGCCUCCUUGACAAAAUUCUCUCAGUCCCCUGGAAUCGGCUGUCUGUCUUUCACCUAACUUUGCGGUCGAAGUCUGAGGCAGAAGACUCUUUUCGCCCACCAUGUUUGCCUGUGAGACUUGGGGCCUAGGUGGCCAGACCUCUGUCUACAACUGGGACAAGUCGGUCUACCUCUUAGAAGACAAAAUGGAGCCCGAGCAGGGAUCGGGGGACCUAGAUCUCCAUUUCAAGGUGUUGCUUGAGCAGGAGAUGUAUCCGGAAAUCACCAUUGAAGAGGAGGAGGAAGGAAGAGGAGAUGAGGAGGAAGUGGUGGUAGAUGCCGACGGAGCAGAAGAUGAUGACGAGGAGGAGGAAAUAGUAGUAGAUCCAGAUGGAGAAGAGGAGGAGGAGGAAGAGGAGGAGGAGGAGGAGGAAGAGGGAGAGGAGGGAGAGGAGAUUGACGAUGAUGACGAUGAGGAGGAGGAACGUCCAUCAGGGCCUGCACGAGAGACGGUGGGAGCAGAAGAAGGAGACGACUCCCUACUUGUGGUUUGCACUGGGACUGUUGAGGAGCUUUUGGGAUUGGAGUCUUCACCCACAGCCGAACCAGAGCAACUUGAGGAGGCCCCACAACCUCAGCGUUGGGAAGUCCAGUGGGAGGAAGUGUCACAGGCCCCACAGCCUCCACCCUCUAACAUUGUGCAACCCCCUCCUCCUCCACCACCACCAGAGGCUCCCCCAGUGGCCGAGGUGGCACCAAUAGACGUAGAAUCGGAGGCCUUCCCUACUGCUGUGGAGCAAGUGGGGAACAACAGCUCCUCCCCAUGGGGAGCAACGUUUGCGGAAGAAGGGGGGCACCAAGAAACCCACACCAGCCCACCUGGGGCAGACAGGGGGAGCGCUGGGAAAACACGGGCCUCUGUGUCGGGAGGGAAUAGCGGCUUCACCCUGGAGACGGCCCGCCGGCAUUUCCGUCAGUUCUGCUACCAGGAGACUGAGGGGCCGCGCAAAGCCUGCGGACAGCUAUGGGAGCUUUGUAAUCACUGGCUAAAGCCGAAGAACCGGACCAAGGAGCAGAUUCUGGAUGUGCUGAUUCUGGAGCAGUUCCUGGCCGUCCUCCCACCUGGGAUUCGGAGCCGGGUAUGGGAAUGCAGCCCGGAGACAUGCGCGCGGGCGGUGGCCCUGGCGGAGGAGUUCCUGGCCAAGCAGCAAGAGGUGGAGAGACCAGAGGAGGAGGUGAGAGGUUACCUAUUUGAGGAGGUUGUGGUGAAUUUCCCCGAUGAAGACCAGGCCAUUUCAGAUGCUGAACAAGGAGACAUGAGCAUGGACGCUGAGCAGAGGGGUGAUGUGGACAUCUGUUUGCUGGGUUCUUCUGACACAGAGGCAACGUGGGAUUCUUCUGCAGAUGAAGGAGGCUCAGCAGGUGCCAGGACCCCCAGCAGAGCGGAUCCCCAGUUUGAAUUCGGAGAAAGACUCAACGGAGUGAUGCAGCACUUGGUCCCAAAGAGGAUCCGUGUGAGAGAGAAACGCCACCCCUGCAUAGAAUGUGGGAAACGGUUCCGGUGCCAGUCCGAGCUGGCCCUACACCAGAAAGUCCAUACUAGGCCGAAAUCCUAUCACUGCGCCGAGUGCGGGAAGCAAUUUGGCCGAUCCUCUCAUCUCACUCGGCACCAGAAAACCCACAUGGGCGAGGAGUGCCACCUUUGUACAGAAUGCGGCAAGCGGUUCCGGUGGUCGACAGAGCUCGCCAUCCACCAGAGAAUCCACACAGGCGAGCAGCCACACUUUGCCCUGGAUUCCGAGACGUUGUUCCAGUGGCCGUCGGAGUUCACGAUGCAAUUCACGGGCGAGAAAACACCUCCAGCUGUCGACUUUGCAAAGCCCCACACGGUCAAGAAGCCCCACCUCUGCCCAGAGUGUGGGAAAGGGUUCCGGUGGCCCUCUGAGCUCGCCACACACCAGAAGACCCACAACAAAAACAAACACUACCUCUGUGCGGAAUGCGGCAAAGGAUUCCAGUGGCCGUCUGAGCUCGCCGCACACCAGAGAACCCACACGGGCGAGAACACGCCACUCACUACAGAUUGCGGGAACGGCAACAUCCGGCCGCCUCAUCUCAUGACAUAUCUGGGUGCCAACACAGCUGAGAAACGGCACCUCUGUGGAGAGUGCGGCAAGGCCUUCCGGUGGCCGUCUGAACUCGCCACGCACCAGAGAAUCCACACAGGGGAAAAGCGUUACUUCUGCACCGAGUGCGGGAAAGGGUUCAUAUGGCCCUCGGAGCUUGCUGCCCAUCAGCGAACCCACACCGAAAAGCAAGCCUACCAGUGCAUGGAGUGUGGGAAAAUCUUCCACGACCUCUACGGGCUCACGAGACACCAGAAGACCCACCUAGGGAGUAAGGUCUACCCCUGCGCCGAGUGCGGGAAGACGUUCAGCCGGCAGUCUCACCUGACACGGCACCGGAUCACCCACACCGGGGAGAGACCCUACCCUUGCAUCGAGUGCGGGAAAAGGUUUGGCCGGCAAUCUCACCUCACUCGGCACCUGCGGAUCCAUACCGGAGAGAGACCGUAUCAGUGUGGUGAGUGCGGGGUGAGGUUCAGGAGGAGACACAGCAUGAUCUACCACCAGAGGAUCCACUUGAGAGAGUCCACCGCAGGACCGGACAUGCCAAGCCUGCCCGAUUUGGAAAGCCUUGCCGACCAUCUCCAGAGCCCCAUCCAUGUCACAAUCUGAAACCUGGAGUGGGUGGGGAGGGGAAAGGAACAUUGGAUGGGAGAGUGGGACUUGGCAGAGACCCUCCCGUGCCCUUCGCCCUACAGAGCAGGCCCAAGGAAAGUUGCCAACCUGUGCGCCAUGUGCUCCGGGAGGCAUGUGCCUCAGGAUCCCUUGCAGCUUAGCACAGGACGCUGGCGUGUGGCUGUGGAGUCGUGCGCAGUUUUGCAAAGGAUUCUGGGGGCCUUCUCUGAUCACAGGCUGCUUUGAUGUUGCCCAGAAAACAUGGCCGCCCCAAGCAACCUUUUGGUUUGCUUGUGCAGCCAGUUUAAGCCCCACUGCCCUGACUCUAGACUCUCUCCCCACCCCCAUGUAGGGCUUAUAGGGUGAGAGAAGGGGUGUCUCCCCUGCUACCCUCAGCAGUUAGAACAGUGUCUGUUCCCUGGAACAUGUGAAGAUGAGAAGGGGCCCAGAAGCCGCUCUUCCUGACUCUCAAACUAAUACUGUUCUCCCGUGUUGUUUUUUUGCUCUGUCGCAGAGUUGAGUUGAGUCGGCGGAUCCACGAUGACAAGAGGACUGUGGAGUCCGUCUUCCCAGCAUCCCAUUCUGUGGGCCCACGGGGUGGAAGGGUUCCACACGGCGCAGGGCGCCUUUGCUCCUAAAUUGUUCCUAUAUAGAAGGGAGAACUCAGACAAGUGCCGCUUCUUCCCAUGGUAGCACUGCAGCAACGGGGAAGGCUGCACCUUCCCUGGGUUGCUUGUUUCCCUCCCCUCCUUCUCCCUCUUCUGUGCAAGAGGCUGGUUCUGGAUGAAAUCUGGCAACCUAUUUCUUCUGUAGCAAAUUCCCCUCCUUUCUUCCCUCUCCCGUGAAAAAUUGCAAUCGAUGAAUCUAAUUUUUAAAAGAGCACACAAAGUACAAGUUCUCCAUCUCCAGAGGUACUUACACACACACACACACACACACACACACACACACACACACACACACACCCCACCCUGAGCACUUUGUGAUGGACAUUUCUCUUUUCUCCUUCCUGUUUUUCUCCGGAAAUAAAAGGGGCGGCCUUUCCUUCCAGGAGGGCUGAGCCAGUUACAGCCAUCUGACCUUUUUAAAUAAGGUGGCUCUUGGGGGUCUGAACCGAAAAUUCAGAGUGCACCCACCCACAUUGGACGAGAGGGAUGGGUUUGGGUGUGCGUAUGGAAUAAAGGUGCCUUUUUGAUCCUCCGUUUUCCUGAAAAAGUUAACAGUUCAGCCCUAUCAUGUUUACUCGGAAGGAAGUCCCAUUGUGUUUAAUGGGGCUUCCUCCUUGGUCCGUGCGUUUAGGGCUGCAGUGUAAGAAAACAGACUAUAGCUCUUCUAAUACAAGCAGCAGAAAUGGCAUGCUGACAAAUUUGAAUGGGGUACGAUGGCUUCGCAUCAACUGGGCUUCACCUUGUAGAUAAAACCCCAGGAGGGUUAGAAUUUAGGGGAAGAACGGCACUUAGAGACACCCCUCAUUCUAAGAUUCAAUUAUUAUUAAUUAUUAUUGUUAUUAUUAUUAUUGUUUCUCUCCAUUGACCCUUGGUGAUGGGGAGAGGAAAGUGUUUUGCUUUUGCUUUCCUUGAGGGACUUCUAUCUGCAUUUCUUCUUUUUCUCCCUCUUCCCUCCCCCUUUUUUUUGUGGAUCCACGUUUGAGACUAUUGGAACCUCCUAAAGAAACAAAAAUGAACUCAUUUUUGGAAAUAACUUAAAAAAAAUAAAGAGCUUUCUACAAACGCUUACUUUUGUACAAUUUGCUGUCUCAUGGA
Molecule: messenger RNA, 4626 nt
Organism: Elgaria multicarinata webbii
Lineage: Eukaryota; Metazoa; Chordata; Lepidosauria; Squamata; Anguidae
Product: zinc finger protein 436-like
Exons: 5
Coding region: 245-2860 (871 amino acids)
Biological process (GO): regulation of transcription by RNA polymerase II
Cellular component (GO): nucleus
Molecular function (GO): DNA-binding transcription activator activity, RNA polymerase II-specific; RNA polymerase II cis-regulatory region sequence-specific DNA binding
Source: RefSeq, a predicted model, not a curated record